AGAGAGAGAGAGAGAGAGAGAUUCAGUCAAUAAUAAUAAUAUUAAUACAGAGAGAGUGAGAGAGAGAGAGGCGUCCAAACAAAUAGACAUUCAAUCAGUCAAUCAAUCAAUUAGUGAAUCACAAUAAACACAUCCAAUCGGUGGUGAAGACAUCGACAACAAUAUAACAAAACAACAAAUCAAUUGCAGAUCCAGUGGAUUGUGUUGUCAACAACUAUCACAGACAGCCGAUAGCUAUGCUUAAGUGGCCGACAAUUUUCGCUGCUGUCGUCGGUAUUACGCUGAUGGCCAGCAGCGCCGCGGCGGCUCAGGACACCAACAGCACCGAUUGUAAUCCAACAAACAUACCGGUAUUGACCGGUAAGAGUGGCAAUCUUAAGAUUCAAAUAUCACCCGAUAAAUGGCCGGGAAAGACAUGUCAGUGGAAUGUCAAUGUGACGGACGGUUUCUUGCAUUUGGAUAUCGAAGAACUGGUCAUUUCGGCUAACGAUACGCUAAAAGUUACCACAAUUGAUGGCAAAACAACAUUUUUCGAAAGUCGCGGUUCACUGCAUCCGGGAGUCAUAUUUAUCGGCAAUCAAAAACAGAUUCAGAUAAGCAUUAUCUUUACUAAUGAUAGCAACAACAACAGAGUAUGGGAUGUCAUGUACGGCAACGAUCAGACGGCCCAGUUGUUGAACAUUGCCGGCACCGGACGAUUCGUAUUUCCCUAUACUUAUCAAAACAGCGAUUUCAAGGAUAUUAGCUUUUCGUUGACAUUGCGUACCAAAUAUAACAAUAAGAAACUGUUGAUGAAUAUGGAACCGCCGCAUGAUUUCAAUGACACCUUAUUUUCAUUUGACAAAGUGGACAAAUAUACAAACCAAAAUCUAACCGGUACAACAUAUCCCGAUUUUUUGUUGUCGACUGACCAACAAAUCAAUAUAAAAAUAUCGAAAUACUCGAAAUCGGCCGCCGAAACGAAAAACUAUACGUUUCACUAUGAAUUGGUGGACUCCAUAUGCAGCAGCUAUAAGAAACUAACCGAUUUGGACAAAAACAAAACUGUCGACAUUAUGAACUUACCGACCACUGUACAGUUGCAGUCCCUGUCCUCCUAUCGGUGUUUGCGAAUCUACGAACAUGAAAAUCAAGACUCAAAGUUACUGUUGGACUUAAGUGGCUUUAAAUUUGUCAACACUGAAGAUAUUAUUACCGUAUUGGACGGCAAUACCGCCAAUAGUCAGCCAUUGGCAGUUAUCGACAGUCAUUUUGUGAACAUUUACUGGAGUGACCAGUAUUUGUAUUCAUCGGCAAACAAACUGUGGAUUUUGUAUGACUCGCCUCAAGUUAUCAAUACAGUUAGACAACCGUUAAAUGUUAUCGGAAUACAAGCCCUAUCUCAAGGUGGAAGUUAUCAAUUUCCCAAAAACGAUACAUUAAAACAAAUAGUAUACAAGACAUCGAAAACAGUUUUAUUACCCGUCACCUAUUUGUUCAAUGGAAAUGUCAACCAACAGUUGGCCAUUGAUUUUGAUGAAAAAAAACCAUUGCCCGGAACUGCAAACAAGUUAUUUAUGCAGAUUUUUGAUGAAACCGGAAGAAAUGGUAAACCAAUUAUUGAAUUAAUUGGCGGCAGUUAUCCACCAGAUAUUAUGGCUGUCAAUGGAAUGCAAUUGAAGAUUGUGUUCAAUCAAAAUGUCACCGAAGAUUUCAAACUAAAUGUAAUUCAAGUGCCGAAAGGUUGUUACUCGACAGUUACCGGCAAUUCAGCGGCUUAUAGUCUGUCCGGUUGUCAGACAAUGUGUUCGUGGCUGAUCCCCAAACGAGCCGAUUCUGUGGGCACUUUUGUAUUUCAAUUUUCUCAUCUAAAUCUACCCAAAGAUUCUGAUGUCAUUGAAUUGGUUGAGUUGGGCACUAAAGAUCCUUUUAAGAUUAUUGAUCUCAAAGGUUCAUUACAGUCGACCACAUUUCCCGAUAUGAAUCUCGAUUCCCGACAGACCUAUGCUUUGACUGUUAGGAGAGUGUGCGACAAGAGUUCAAUUGAUGGAUCGCAACUGUUAGGUGUUUCCGUUAUUUUUAUUGACAAAAAUUUAAACCAAAACAACAUUACAUUCAACAAUGAAACUGUCAAUAGUAUAAUACAGACAUCAAACUAUCCUAACUAUUAUCCAUUAGGAAGCGAUAGUCACUGGUUUAUUAACGGAACAGUCGGUACGGGCGUUGAUUUAGUUUUCAUUACAUUUACCGAUUUUGAUAUCAAUUCGGGCAACGAGUUGUUUAUUAUGUCGCCAAUGAAAAGCAAUAUUAGUGUUCCAUCGAAAUUGUCGCAAAUACCCGACUAUUUGCUUCAAAUGCCCGUAUUUAUCGACUUAAACUCACAGCUGAUUAGCAGCAAAAGUGAUCCGUUCAGUGGUCGCGGUUUUAAUGCCAGAAUUCAAGCUCUGAAAUGUGGCGGCAUUUAUGAGGUGAGUUCGAAGGCCACUACAAAUAUAACGACACCGUCAACAUUGGCCGGUGUCCCGCAAUGCGUUUGGAUGAUAACAACCGAUAAUCCCAGCAAAGGAAUCAAUGUUAUGUCAUUUGAGUUGAUCCGCGGCGAAGGAUUUGAUGACAAAAAUCUCAAAAUUUACGACUCGAACAAUACUAGAGAUCUGAUUGAAGUGAAUCAAACACUUUUCAAGACAUGGAAAGACAACUUCUAUAAUACAUCUGUCAAUACAAUGAUUAUUGUCUAUAUCAUUGACCCGAAAAAGCCAGCACCGCUUACCAUUAAAGUCACUCAAACAGCGUGCGACAGACUAUGCCAUAACAAUGAACGGUGUUUUCUGCCACAGUUUCAGUGCAACGGCCACAACGAUUGCGGCGACUUUACCGAUGAAUUCUACUGUAACCGCACUGUACCACCUGUUCCACCGGCACCUGUCUAUACUAGUACAGGAGUAAAUGGAUGGGUCGUAACUCUGGUCAUCUGUCCUCUAAUGGUAGGACUGGGCGUUUUGGGAACUCUAUACGGACCUCAAGUUUUGAAUCGUUUCGGACGCGGCAGAUAUCAAGAGUUUCACGAUUUUUCGGCUGUUUCAUAGAUCUGAUGGGUAACUCUUGAUGAUGUUUAUUAUAUGAAGCACUUUUGUUGGCCAUUAAUUAAUUGAAAUAUAAUUUUUAAAUAUUUAAUUAAUUUCAAUUACAAUUGUUAUUAUAAUUAUCAAUGAUUAAUUAUAUAUAUAUAUAUAUAUAUAUA
Molecule: messenger RNA, 3220 nt
Organism: Oppia nitens
Lineage: Eukaryota; Metazoa; Arthropoda; Arachnida; Sarcoptiformes; Oppiidae
Exons: 6
Coding region: 237-3065 (942 amino acids)
Molecular function (GO): protein binding
Source: RefSeq, a predicted model, not a curated record